Molecule: messenger RNA, 1935 nt
Organism: Ostrea edulis (European flat oyster)
Lineage: Eukaryota; Metazoa; Mollusca; Bivalvia; Ostreida; Ostreidae
Exons: 2
Coding region: 234-1526 (430 amino acids)
Molecular function (GO): zinc ion binding
Source: RefSeq, a predicted model, not a curated record
AGAUAUCUUGACGUUGCGUGAUGGCCUAUGGUGUAUACCUGCGACCUACUUCUGUAUAUAACGUCCCGAGCGAGAUAAACGACCCACUGACAGACUAUCAAACAGCAUAAGGACCAGAGACAGGAACGCUGCAUAAUCCGAGGAAGACUAGGAAAUCUCCCUACGCGGCCAGGCCGAUCAUCACGGUACCAACCCAGAGGCCGAAAGAUUUUGUGAAAAACAACUCCAAGAAAAUGUCAAUGGGACAGUUUAGAUCGAAAACAAACAACUCCAGCACUCGUGAAAAGAACCAAGGCAGAGAACAAAACGUUCAAAAUCAAGUACCGGUAGACAUGCAUAAACCGUCAACUGAAUUUGAAGGAACUGAUAGUUCACAAGGAAGAGAAAAUGACAGUGCAACUCAAAGCGAAGAACCGAAAACGACCGAAGUACUCAGGGAAUCUUCUCAAAAUGACAAAAAGGAGAACGAUGCUGAAAGAGAAGACGACGGGGAACAGAAUGGCGAAAUUCAUAGCGAUCCCGCAAAGUCCGAAAAUACAGCUAUUGACGUAGCCAGAGAUUCAGAAGAACCGAAUAACGAUAACAGUGUUACAAGUGGUGUGAAAUUGAGAAGCCUCAAAUCUUCAUCAGAAAAUAUCAACAAGUCUUUUUCUGCAAAUAAUGCAGAGCCAAAAGAAUCGUUCAUUUCACCCGAAAUUUGCUUGGAUCACGAUGGAGAGACAAUGAUUAUGUUCUGCAGCGACUGUAAGUCAUCGGUAUGUUCCGAGUGCAUCAGAACCAAACACAAGGAGCACGACUGGGUUCAACUCCAUAAAGCCGGAAUAGAAAUGCGAAAGAAGCUCACCCAGUACAGAACAGACAUCAACAAAACCAUCCUUCCUAAUCUCGCGGCAUGUCUGGAGAAAGCGCGAAUGGAAAAGGAAAGAGUUCAAAGUCAAACCAUGAAAAAAAUGGAAGAAAUUGUUGCUCAGAGAGAUAGAAUUCUAGCAACAGUCUCUAGACUAAGCCAAGUGAUGCUGAAUUCUUGUGAGGAAGAACUUAAAGGAAAUGAUAUCACCAUCAAUAAAAUGGAAACCGAUGUUUCUGAACUGGAACUCGUGGCCUCCAAGUUGGAGGAUGCCACUUUAAACUGUGCGAGCGACGCAGAGACUGUCCAGAUGGAAACUCGACUCUCGUCUAUUCUUCUCAAGACAGAACCAAACGAGGCGACUUUUAAUGCAGACAUCAAUUUCAUACCUGGAGAAAUCGACACAGAUCAGAUUCAAAUCAUGCUUGGGAAAUUAAUUGGUUUAGAAGACGAAACUGCAGAACAAGCAGACGACAAUCCAGAUGAAGUUGCCAUGGUGAGCUCGCGGUCACCAAGAAGACCACUACGACCACUGAAUGAUUUCCAGAAAUGCGUUCAAUGUAAACGGAUGGUUAAAAAUGUCAUCAAAGUUAAAUAUAUGUGUGGACAUAAGAUAUGUAAUUAUUGCUGGUUUGCUACUAUGAAUAGUACCCGUUGUCCCAAGUGCAACACACUUUAAAUUUACUUGUCAUGAAUUGUACAAGUUUCAUGUAAUGGACAUGUUUAAUUGCUUAUUGUACAGGUACUCCAAGAAUUGUGAACUGGCAACUUGAAUGCAUGCUUCCUUACAACACUUUUCACAUACAGUAUUAUCUCUCUACCAAUGAAUGCCCUUAGUAGUCUCGAUUUAUGUCUACAGGGGAUUAUCAGUGUUAUGUAGUAAGUAUAUUUACAAAUAUUUGUGUCUUUUAACUCCCACCUCUCAAAGGUAUCUCUAUGUCUUAAGUCUGUAAUCUACUUGCACAUCACAAGUUCGGCCUCAACAAUGCUCUACAUUGUUCAGCAAGUCUAACAAUUCUUUGUGUUGUAUUACAUCUCUAAACUCCAUAAAAUACAAUCAUACAACAGUUAAAUUUUUUCAAUUUAUU